UCCUUCUUGCCAUCCUACCGGAGCCUCCCUCCCUAUUCUUGUACCUUUCUUUUCGUCCAUUUGGCCUCCUGAUCACCUCGCAAGUCGAAGAGCAAGUAGUCGACUCCGCCCCACGCCUUGUUCAUCGCCUCUCGCCGACCGUCAAAGGCGCAUCAAUCUCUACGAGAAAGCAACGCGCCGCGCCCUACCUCGCGCGACUCGAUCACGGCCAGCCGCACGAUAGGCCGAGUCAAAUUGCUUUCACAUCACUCUGUAUCAUCGUCAUCUUUCUCGCUAGCUCUCGACAUCGCGAAUCCCUGCUUCAAAGGACGACACUUCUGCGCCAUCCACCCACGUUCCGUCUCCUCCCAUAGAUCUUGAUCGCUCAUCAUCGUAGCGCACCUCUCACACAGCAUCUCAUAAGCAUCAAACACAUUCCAAGCGCCUCAGCAUCGGCUCGCAUCACAUCGCUCCGUUCAACACCAUGUCGUCAUCCAACAACAACACUCCCGCCUCCCGCUCAGUGCCCUUAACUUGCUCCGGCCACACGCGGCCCGUAGUCCACCUAGAGUUCUCCGACCUGCUCGAACCAGACGGGACAUACCUCCUCCUCUCAUCCUGCAAAGACGGCAACCCCAUGCUACGCGACUGGCUAGGGGACUGGGUAGGCACCUUCCUCGGACACAAGGGCGCAGUCUGGUCUGCCAAGCUCUCCGGCGGGGAGGGAGGAUGCAGUAGAGCUGUCACGGGGAGUGCCGACUUCUCUGCCAAGGUGUGGGACACUUUCAGUGGGGAGUGCUUGCAUACUUUCCCUCACGACCACAUCGUGCGGGCCGUAGGCGUUGAUAGGGAGGGUGGCAGGUGUUUGACUGGAGGGCACGAGAAGAGGCUGAGGCUCUUUGACUUGAACAGGCCAGAGGCCGAGCCGGUGGAAUUUGGGACUGGUCGGGGCGAGGGCUCAUCAAAGGCGCACGACGGAGUCAUCAAGAGCAUCGUCUGGCCUCGCGCAGGACCCGCCGCGUCAUCGCAGGACCUCAUUGUCAGCAUGGGCGAAGACAAGGUGGUGCGCUGGUGGGACUCGCGUGCACCGCGGUCGGCGGUACGAGAGCGAAGCGGCUUCGGUGACGGUGGUCCGAUCACUUCGAUGGAGCGCAGCUAUGUGCCUGCACUCGCUGCGGGGUCAUCUGCACACGGCAGCGCUAGCGGCGAGAUGCUCACCAUCUGCUCGGGCAAGUCCAUUACUUUCCUCGAUGCCAUGGACCCUGAAGGGUGGCAGCGAGACGUCACGCUCCAGCAAGCCGUCUCCUCUGCCUCAUUGCACCCGACGCAAGCGGAUCGAUUCGUUGCUGGGUCGACGGCGGACGGAUGGGUUAGAAUCUACGACUUCCCUGCGGGGACAGCUUCUGCUACGAAUGGCGAUGACAGCAACGGUGCAGCAGCGGGACUGGGUACACCCUUGCAGGAACGAGAGCUGCACAAGGGACACCACGGACCAGCCCAUAUCGUCAGCUACUCGCCCGAUGGAGAAUUGGCGGCUAGUGGGAGCGAGGAUGGAACGAUCCGGCUUUGGCAGACUUAUCCAGGAAAGAAGUACGGGCUUUGGGUCUGA
This is a messenger RNA of Jaminaea rosea, 1588 nucleotides long. RefSeq names its product WD40 repeat-like protein. Gene Ontology annotation, molecular function: RNA binding; protein binding. The transcript has 2 exons. Lineage: Eukaryota; Fungi; Basidiomycota; Exobasidiomycetes; Microstromatales. Gene Ontology annotation, biological process: spliceosomal snRNP assembly. Bases 464 to 1588 code for a protein of 374 amino acids. The record is from RefSeq and is a predicted model, not a curated record. Gene Ontology annotation, cellular component: SMN complex.